AUGCCCCAUUCAGUCACACCAGAAGCCAUACCUGCUGUGGAGCAACUCAUCGCCAAGUCGGAACCAGGCACACAAGACAUGGCAAUGGACGACGCACCGAGUGCAGAAGUCGAAGAUAAGGCGAAAGUGAACCUGGAAGAUCUUUUCGACGAUGAGGACUCUGACGAAGAGUUCGCUUCUAGUGCGCCAGUCAAGUCAGAAGAGGAUGCCUCACAGCCUGCAGCAACUUUCAAGAUCUCAGACAAAUCGCAGUACUCAGAUCCAGAUGUGAUGCGCGCCUUCUACCAGCGCCUCUUCCCCUUCCGCUUCUUCUUCCAGUGGCUGAACCACUCUGCUGUACCCUCUAACGACUUUGCGCACCGCGAAUUCGCUUUCACACUGUCCAACGAUGCCCUUCAACGAUACCAGUCAUUCCCUACGGCCGAUCUGCUUCGCAAGCGGUGCAUCGCAGACACCCCACCGCGUAUCGAUAUCGGGCCUGUGUACUCAACGAAUCCUCGCGAUCGCAAAACCCUACGAAAAGCCAGUGCGUUCCGCCCAAUAUCACGAGAGCUCGUAUUCGAUAUCGAUAUGGACGCCUACGACGACAUUCGAACAUGCUGCACAGGCGCGAACAUAUGCCAGAAGUGCUGGGCGUUCAUCACAAUGUCUAUCAAAGUUGUGGACGUAGCGUUGCGCGACGACUUCGGGUUUAAACACGUUAUGUGGGUAUACUCCGGUCGAAGAGGAGCCCACGCCUGGGUCUGCGAUAAGCGCGCAAGAGAAAUGGACGACUCAAAACGACGCGCGGUGUACGGCUACCUGGAACUGCUCAAGGGAGGUGACCAAGGCGGAAAGAAGGUCAAUGUCUGGCGGCCACUGCACCCACACCUUGAACGGAGUCUUAGUAUCCUUAAAGAGCACUUCCAAACGACUAUUCUUGCAGAGCAAGAUCCGUGGGCUGAACAAAACUCUGCUCAUCUACUCAACUUGAUCCCUGACACAAAGCUCCGAGAGGCGUUGCAGAAGAAAUGGGAUUCCUCACCAGGGCGACCUAGCGCUUCGAAAUGGGCCGAUAUCGAUAGCGUCGCGAAGUCCGGUGCGCUAUCCAAAUCCUCUAAGGAACUUCUAGAAGCAAAGCAGGACAUCGUGCUGGAGUACACCUAUCCACGUCUAGACGCUGAUGUUGGCAAGAAGCUCAACCAUUUGCUCAAGUCGCCAUUCGUUGUUCAUCCGGCCACAGGGCGGAUAUGUGUGCCGAUCGACCCAAGAAGAGUGGAGGAAUUUGACCCCCUCAGUGUCCCCAAAGUCACAGAGUUGCUGGUUGAGAUCGAUGAAUGGUCAGGGGAAGAUUCAGAGAAGAAGAUACAAGACUGGGAGAAGACCAGUCUAAAGCCGUACAUUGAAUACUUCAGAGUGUUCGUAGCGGGUUUGUUGAAGGAGGAGAAGGAGAAAGGCGGGAUCAAGAGGGAGCGGGAUGAGAAUGGCGAUGUUAUGGAAUUCUGA
Messenger RNA from Didymosphaeria variabile, 1485 nucleotides. RefSeq names its product p48 polypeptide of DNA primase (gene PRI1). The record is from RefSeq and is a predicted model, not a curated record. The transcript is spliced from 2 exons. Gene Ontology annotation, biological process: DNA replication, synthesis of primer. Gene Ontology annotation, cellular component: alpha DNA polymerase:primase complex. The coding region runs from base 1 to 1485 and encodes 494 amino acids. NCBI's taxonomy places the organism in Eukaryota, Fungi, Ascomycota, Dothideomycetes, Pleosporales, Didymosphaeriaceae.